UGCCAUUGCUUGCUGUGCCUGAUUCCGUUGUGUAUACCUCAGGUAGCUGCUUUCUACGAGUGACUUCCAGUCGGGUCGAUGCAAUAUGAAGAGGAUUCUAACGACUGCAAGAAACGGCACAAAUGCCGUCUUUGGCCGUCGACCUCGUUGUUCGACUUCUGAGUCUAAGAGUAGAGAGAGACAGAGACUAGUAAUUUUAGGGAGCGGCUGGGGUGGUUACAGUCUAAUGAAGAACAUUGACCAGCGAAAAUUCAGUGUGGUAGUCGUCAGUCCUCGCAAUCAUUUUCUCUUCACUCCUCUACUUGCCAGUACAACUGUCGGUACGUUGGAGUUUCGUAGCAUUAUCGAGCCGGUGCGUUACGGUCGUAAGUUUCGAGACGAAAGAGAUUUUCACUUGGCCGAAGCCGAGCGUUUAGAUCUGGAAGAGAAGACGGUGUGGUGCCGCAGCAUGCUAGACGAGAGUAACCGUUAUGCUAUUAGAUAUGACAAGUUGGUCAUAGCCGUGGGAGCCCUGUCGAAUACGUUUGGUGUACCAGGAGUUCGAGAGCAUGCAUUCUUCUUAAAAGAAUUGGUUGAUGCCAAAGCAAUCCGUAAUCGUAUUAUAAGCAACUUUGAACUGGCUGUUCAGCCAGGGGUCACUCCUUGUCGAGUCAAACAGUUACUACAUUUUGUUAUUGUUGGUGGUGGUCCUACGGGUGUUGAAUUUGGAGCAGAGUUGUAUGAUUUUAUUAGCCAGGACAUGUCUCGGUUAUUUCCAAUGGAAGUGAACGAUGUUCGCGUUUCUCUUAUUGAAGCAUCACAAAUUCUGUCAGGAUUUGAUGAGAAACUGAGGAAAUUUGCUGAAAAAAAGAUACAGCAACGUGAAAAAAUGGAAUUGGUCAAGGGCACCGUUAGUGAAGUGCACAGAGAUACAAUAAUUUUGCAAGACAGAUCAGAAAUACCUUGUGGUCUUGUUGUGUGGGCUGCUGGUCUUGCUCCAAGGUCAUUUGUAUUGUCUCUAGGUGUUCCAAAGAACAAACAACAACAGCUCUUGGUUGAUCAAAGUUUACGUCUGAAAGCCGAUCCGAUGGGUUCUGUGUUUGCUUUGGGUGACUGUUCGUGUGUGGAGGAAAACCCGAUGCCACCAACAGCUCAAGUAGCAGAAAGACAAGGUCGCUACCUUGCAAAGAGUCUCUCUCAGUAUUCGGAUGCAACUCAUUCACCACCAAUGCAUUUUAAGAGUGUAGGGAUGUUGGCUUAUGUAGGAGAUUACCAAGCAGUAGCCGAAUUACCUCAAUUCAAAUUUGGAGGUUUUCAUUCGUGGCUCUUGUGGCGUUCGGCAUAUUUAACACGUCUAGGAAACUGGAGACUUCGAUUGCAGGUGCCAAUUGAUUGGUUCAAAACUUUCUUUUACGGUCGAGAUGUGUCUCAGUUCUAAAACUGGGUAUGUGGCUUGAUUUAGAAGUCUAAUUUGUGGCAUCCCUGGAAGAAAAUUAAGGCAUCUUAGAAUAAGUUUGUCUAGUUUCUCGUACAUUGGGCUCGGUCUCAUAUGGUGGGUAAUUUUAGAUGUAAGUGAGUCGUGCAUGUAUGAGAGUUGUGUCCGGUCUAGUUUAUUUUGGAAUGCAGCUCAUUUCCGACAUACCGACAUACGCCAUAGCCUUAGGUACCUCUGAGAAUGCAUUGCCGUUUAGCUUUAUGUCCUCAAGCUAUUGGGAAUGAAAACAGCUGGUUGCAAUGUUUACUGAGGCACGAAAAGAAGCGUUUACGAUUCAUGUAGACAAUGGAGAAAGAAAGAGCUAGACUUACUCUCUUAUUUUCUUCAAACUGGAUAGUGUCCAAACACCACUUUUAUAGAUAGUCUAUUGUUGAUAGUUGCAGUGGUAAGCGGAGAUGCUUUCCUGCAGGUGGCUUCUCCUUCUAGGAGGGGUCUUUAGUUGCUUGUGGAAUGUUCGGUUUCUCGCAAUGUGUCGUCGUUCUACCUCAAACGAGUCAUCGUCAGUGCGGCGGUCGCCACAUACACGCAGAAGACGGUCACCUGAAACAGCAAUAAAAA
Molecule: messenger RNA, 2032 nt
Organism: Corticium candelabrum
Lineage: Eukaryota; Metazoa; Porifera; Homoscleromorpha; Homosclerophorida; Plakinidae
Product: probable NADH dehydrogenase
Exons: 8
Coding region: 86-1417 (443 amino acids)
Molecular function (GO): NADH dehydrogenase activity
Source: RefSeq, a predicted model, not a curated record